Phalacrocorax carbo (great cormorant) is the source of this 5510-nucleotide messenger RNA. NCBI's taxonomy places the organism in Eukaryota, Metazoa, Chordata, Aves, Suliformes, Phalacrocoracidae. The record is from RefSeq and is a predicted model, not a curated record.
GCUCCCUGGAUCCCUUUUCAAUAGCCACCGCCGGGUCUUCGGGAGGUACAAAGAGUCCCGGUGCCUCCUCCGCGCGCCCUCGGACGGAGCUGGCAGCGGGCUCCGGCCGCCGAGCGGUGACAUCCCCUGCCCGGAGCAUCAUCCCCACCUCCUCUGCCUUCUUCCCUCCCCCCUCCUUCUCUCCCUCCUCUUCCUCCUCCUCCCACAGCCACGAUCCGCACCCAGUCGGAGCUGGGCUUGGCAUCGGCACCCACUUCUCCCACCGUGUGCCCAGCGGCUGGCCGUGCCGUGCCGCGCAGCGGAGGAGGAGGAGCGGAGCGGCGGCGCGCUCCUACCUCCGCGGGUGCGGGCGAGUGCGCGGGCGGGCGCGCAGCCCCCAUGCCAGGCGGGCGCCCCGCCGCCCGCAGCCCGGCCCCCGCCUGGGAGCAUCCCGCCAGCGCUUCGCCGCGGAGGGAGCGACGGCCCUUGGGAUUAAAAUACUCACUGCGCUGGGCAGCCGAGGGAGAGGGGGAACAGGUACCUAUUACACCAUUUCUUUGGUGAAGGCUGUUCAGCAGUGGUGACUUCUUCCAAGCGACCACUCCACAAAUUAUUAUCUCUGGACUCCCAGCUGACACCCUGCCGGAGGCUAGAGCUACUGAGACAACUGGAAUUGUGCCCGCUCUCGUCAAGGUUUUUUUUUUACACAGGGAAAAAAAAAAAAGAUGAAGUUGGGCAAAGUGGAGUUCUGCCAUUUUCUGCAGAUACUAGCUCUUUUCCUGUGUCUUUCUGGGAUGAAUCAAGCAGAGCUCUCGAGGUCGAGGUCAAAGCCCUACUUUCAAUCAGGGAGGACAAGAACCAAACGCAGCUGGGUGUGGAAUCAAUUCUUUGUGCUGGAAGAAUACAUGGGUACAGACCCACUCUAUGUAGGAAAGCUUCACUCUGAUGUUGAUAAAGGAGAUGGUUCCAUCAAAUACAUCUUGUCAGGCGAAGGGGCAAGUUCCAUUUUCAUUAUUGAUGAGAACACGGGGGAUAUUCAUGCUACAAAGAGGCUGGAUCGAGAAGAGCAGGCCUACUACACGCUACGAGCACAAGCACUAGAUAGGCUGACUAAUAAACCGGUGGAACCAGAAUCUGAGUUCGUCAUUAAGAUUCAGGACAUCAAUGACAAUGAACCAAAAUUUCUGGAUGGUCCUUACACUGCUGGAGUUCCUGAGAUGUCUCCUGUGGGUACCUCUGUGGUUCAAGUGACAGCCACUGAUGCAGAUGAUCCUACUUAUGGCAACAGUGCUCGUGUGGUUUACAGCAUAUUGCAAGGACAACCUUACUUUUCUGUGGAGCCCAAAACAGGUGUUAUCAAGACUGCCCUUCCAAAUAUGGAUAGAGAGGCCAAGGACCAAUACCUACUAGUUAUUCAAGCAAAGGACAUGGUUGGGCAGAAUGGUGGAUUAUCAGGGACUACGUCUGUAACUGUCACCCUGACUGAUGUCAAUGACAACCCACCCCGCUUUCCACGAAGAUCAUAUCAGUAUAAUGUCCCAGAGUCUUUGCCAGUGGCUUCUGUGGUGGCCAGAAUAAAAGCUGCAGAUGCAGAUGUGGGACCUAAUGCUGAAAUGGAGUAUAAGAUUGUGGAUGGUGACGGUUUGGGAGUAUUCAAAAUUUCUGUCGACAAAGACACCCAGGAGGGAAUCAUAACAAUUCAGAAGGAGCUGGAUUUUGAAGCUAAGACAAGCUACACCCUGAGGAUAGAAGCAGCCAAUAUGCAUGUUGACCCUCGCUUCCUGAGCCUGGGACCCUUCAGUGACAUGACAACAGUGAAGAUAAUUGUAGAAGAUGUUGAUGAGCCGCCUGUGUUUACUUCACGUUUAUACUCCAUGGUGGUGUCUGAAGCAGCAAAGGUUGGCACUAUCAUUGGAACUGUAGCAGCCCAUGAUCCAGAUGCCUCAAAUAGUCCUGUCAGGUACUCUAUAGAUCGAAACACAGACCUGGAGAGAUAUUUCAAUAUUGAUGCCAACAGUGGAGUCAUUACAACUGCCAAAUCUUUGGACAGGGAAACUAAUGCUGUUCAUAAUAUCACAGUUUUGGCUAUGGAAAGUCAGAAUCCAGCACAGAUUGGGAGAGGCUAUGUAGCCAUCACUAUCCUUGACAUCAAUGACAAUGCCCCUGAGUUUGCCAUGGAGUAUGAGACAACUCUCUGUGAAAAUGCUCAACCUGGCCAGGUCAUCCAAAAAAUCAGUGCAAUUGAUAAAGAUGACCCACCAAACGGCCACCAGUUCUACUUCAGUUUAACAGCAGAGGCAGCAAAUAACCACAAUUUUACGCUGCAGGACAACAAAGAUAACACUGCAACAGUAUUAACAAGAAGAAAUGGGUUCCGAAGACAGGAACAGUCUGUUUUCUACUUGCCAAUAUUCAUUGUGGACAGUGGAUCGCCUUCACUUAGUAGCACUAAUACCCUCACCAUCAGAGUCUGUGAUUGUGAUGCAGAUGGUAUUGCGCAGACGUGCAAUGCAGAAGCAUAUAUCCUGCCUGCAGGACUUAGCACUGGAGCCCUGAUAGCAAUAUUGGCUUGUGUCUUGACCCUGCUAGUUCUUGUCUUGCUGAUUGUCACCAUGAGGCGACGGAAAAAAGAGCCCCUCAUCUUUGAUGAAGAGAGAGAUAUCAGAGAGAACAUUGUCAGGUAUGACGAUGAGGGUGGUGGAGAAGAAGACACUGAGGCUUUUGACAUGGCUGCCUUGAGAAACCUCAAUAUUAUCCGAGACACAAAGACCAGAAGGGAUGUGACACCUGAGAUUCAGUUCUUGAGCAGACCAACUUUUAAAAGCAUCCCAGAUAAUGUCAUUUUUAGGGAAUUUAUCUGGGAAAGACUAAAAGAGGCUGAUGUGGACCCCUGCGCGCCGCCCUAUGACUCCCUGCAGACAUAUGCGUUUGAGGGGAACGGCUCAGUGGCAGAGUCGCUCAGUUCUUUAGAUUCGAUCAGCUCAAACUCUGACCAGAACUACGAUUACCUCAGUGACUGGGGCCCUCGUUUUAAAAGGCUUGCAGAUAUGUAUGGGACUGGUCCAGACUGCUUAUACUCAUAGCCUUGGAACCUUUCUCUGAAAAUGCACUGAAGAAUACUAAAACAGAAAACUCAACCUUACAGACUGAAGAAAGUUGUAAAUAUUUCUCCAUUUUUAACCUUUUAGGUUUUUUUGCCUUGGUGGAACAUAUCUUCAUUAGACUUGUCCUAGGGGCUGCACUGAUCACACAGAAUAUGAGCAUUUGGUGGCAUUUUUGAUAAAAUGAAAUGCUCAGCCACGUUCAAAUAGAUAGCAACUCUCAGAUACCUGCAGAGCCAGCUCACUUUCAGGAGUAUGUUAUGCACUGUGACCUCAAUGAGCCAAUGAUGAUGUAGAUGCCUUCACAGUAUUGCUAUAUCUAGAACACAGAGUCUCUGGUAUGAGAUAAGUGUAAGAAGAAACAAAUUUACAAAUAUAAAAUAUCAUUCAAUACAGCAUUACCAUAUAUAAUAUUUACAGAUGGAAGUUUUUUUUUUAACAGAUCUUCUUUAUAGUGUUGUAUGCAGCUUGCUAGGCUUAAAGCAGAAGGACAGACAUGAAAACAAACAAAAGCCCAGCAGAUAAUUUUUUGCUUCUCCCUGUUUGUUCUCAGAGCUAUUUAAGUAGAAGUCUCCAUAUUUUUCUGUGCAAUUUUAUGAAAAAGAUACUGUUUCUACUAAAAAAUUCCAUAAUGUUUGUCAUCAACUUACUGGAGUAGUUUACAAACCACAUAAAAUCAGACAUAUGGAGGGGUAUUCUUAUGGUUGAAAAGUCUUGUGAUGCCCGUGUAGGUAUAGAAAAGAUGUUGCUAUCUAUUUGCUAUUUUUUAUUAUCUCUUCUGAUUUGUACAGGAGAAUUGAUCCUUUUUUAUUAUUAUUUGACAUAACAUGUUAUAUUUAUUUUGGAGCUCCAAUCUCCACUAAAUUCAGGUCCAUUUACUGCCUCAUGGUAUUAGACUUGUCAGAACAUGCUGAUUUUUCUCCAGUCUCAAAUAAAUGUAGGAAAUGAAGCAUGGAAAUGGAGAAAUGACAGUAAAGCAAUCUCACCCGCCAUUCAUCUCUCAGAAAGGAGAGCAGCUACAAGGACAAGCAGUUGUUCUUCUGAGCCAUUAGUAAGUCUGAGACAUUUAAAUAAAAUAUUUGUACAUUGAAUUUUUGGAAAGAAGACUACAGAGGUAGCUGGAAGUGUCUUUAAUGCAAGAUUUAAUUUUCAAGGUUAUAUGCUUCAAAGACUGUAAACACCUCGUUUUUCUCAUUCCCCUUCUCUUUUGCUGCUGAUGAGUCACAGUAAAAGACUCUUUUCAAUUUCUUUCUUAUGUUAAGCAAUGUAAUGCUAUUAACUCCAGAAAUCAUGUUUAGAUCCUGCUGCACAUAAGUAUUUUUCCCCAAAGGUGUUAACUCACUACACAUAAUUUUUAUGCUGGUUCAGGAGUGCCAAAACAGAAGGACAACUGCUGUUGGUUAAAAUACUGUAUGAUUUUGAAGUAGGAUUUCUUAGAAUAAGACAACUUUUUUAUGAUUCUGACAAUAUUUAUACUUCAUCUUUCAUGAUUAUUACUAGAUAAUAAGGCAUAUAUUCAAGUAAAAUAGUGUUUUUAAGUAUUAUUUCAGACUGUUUUGUUUUAGAUAAUCUGUAGAUGAGUUCCUAAGUUAGAUUCUGCUCCUGCAAACUUUCUUGCUUGUACCUCACUUGAAAUGACUUGACUUGCCUGAAGUUACUGAGAGGCAUACAGAAUUGUUUGCAGGACUAUGUUUGUGACUAGAAGGUACUCCAUGGAGGACGAUGCUCACUCUAAAAGUACUUCUUUCUGAAAGAAGGAUCCUUGUACUAAAAUCCUAAUGUAUGACUGACACCAGGCUGGGAGAUGGGAAUUAUCAUUAAGGCUUUGUAAUUUUUUGCAACCCAGCAUUAUCAAUUAACUAUGUGAAAGUGGCCUUCAGCUCCAUCAGAGAAAACAAAAUAAUUUUGAUCAUCUGAAACAUAUUUAAUUUGAGUUACAUUUCGGUAGACAAUCAUUGUUUCAUAAUUCAGUAGAUUUGCUUCUAGUUGUAUUAAAUAUAUAUAUAUAGGUGUGUAUAUAUAUAUAUUACAGAUUUUGUAAUGGAACUGAAAGAUCUCACCCAUGACUUUUAGUCAUACAUGUACAAUUUUCAAUAAAAAAAUUAAAAAAAAAAGAAAACGAACCAUGUGUAUGCAGUUUAAUGAGAGCGAGAUGUGUUGCAGGAGUUAAGCAGGUAUUAAAUCAGGAAGGUGUUGAGAGAACAGCUCUUUAUUAAUCGCCUUGUUUGUGGGAAGAUAAUUCAUACAUCUGGAUUAAGAUGUCAAAAGUGCUGAUUGUAGCACAUAACACUCAAAGGAGAUUUAAAUGUGAUUUAGAGUAAACAAUACAAUUCCCUUGUUUUUCCACCUUCUAUACCUGUAAAAAAACCAAAAAGCUUUCCUGUUAUGAAACUAUGUUAGGUUUUUUUGGUUGGGUUUUUUUUUUGUGUG